AUUAAAUGUGAAACAACUCGAAACGCGAUCUAUCUGUGAAUUAUUUUAUCGAAAUAUAUCUUAAAACCUAAACAAUAUAAAAACAUUUAAAAAUGAGUAAAAUAAAGGAGUGGGAAGAGAAUGAAGAAAUAAAGUAUUUUCGGGAGUAUCUACGAAUUCCAAGUGUUCAUCCAAACAUAAAUUAUGAAUCCUGCAUUGAAUUUUUAAAACGACAAGCUUCUGAUCUUAAUCUUCCCCUUAAAAUAUACUACCCAGUGAAUUCGGAAAAUCCAGUUGUAGUAAUAACAUGGAUCGGAACUCAGCCCGAUUUACCAGCUGUUGUUUUAAAUUCACACAUGGAUGUUGUGCCUGUUUUCGAAGAAAAUUGGAAACAUCCACCAUUUGGGGCUGAUAUGGACGAAGAAGGUAGAAUAUUUGCACGUGGAGCACAAGAUAUGAAAUGUGUUGGAAUGCAAUAUCUGUCAGCAAUUCGAGCUCUUAAGAAAGAAGGCAAAACUUUUAAACGGACAAUUCAUCUAACUUUUGUAGCAGAUGAAGAACUCGGUGGUGGACGUGGAAUGAAACCGUUUGUUCUAACCGAUGAUUUCAAAAACUUAAAUGUUGGGUUUUCUCUGGACGAAGGAAUAGCAGCCCCGGGUGAAGUCUAUCCUGUUUUCUAUGCUGAACGUAGUAUUUGGAGAAUUUUCUUUAAAAUUAGAGGAACUACUGGACAUGGGUCAUUGCUGCACAAAAAUACAGCCGGUGAGAAGCUUCAAUAUAUAGUAAAUAAAAUGAUGGGACUUCGAGCUGAGCAAGUGCUUCACUUAGAGAAAAAUACAAAUCUUAAAGUUGGAGAUGUAACAACAGUUAAUUUGACCCGUCUACAAGGAGGCGUUCAAACAAAUGUUGUCCCAGCACUUUUAGUGGUAGGAUUUGAUGUAAGGCUAGCCAUUAAUGUGGAUCAUGUAGUUUUUGAAAAACAGUUACUUCAAUGGUGUGAAGAGGCGGGUGGCAAUAUCACAAUUGAAUAUGAAACAAAAAGACCAUAUGUGGAACCAACAAAAACUGAUGACAGUAACUCUUAUUGGGUAGCUUUUAAGAGCGCUAUUGAUGAACUAGGUCUAAAAAUUGAGCUUGAAGUGUUCCCCGGUGGAACUGACAGCCGAUAUAUCCGACAGGUUGGAAUUCCAGCCUUAGGAUUCUCCCCAAUGAAUCACACGCCAGUGCUCCUUCACGACAACGAUGAGUUCCUCAAAGCUGAAACUUACCUUAGAGGUGUGGAGAUCUACAAAACCAUCAUUCCAAAACUAGCAAAUGUUUAAUAAGAGAUAAAACAUACAACAAAACAUUGUUUUGUAAUUAAAAAAUCGUUUCUUUCGGUAUAUUUUCUGUUUUCUUUUUUGUUUUUAAGUAUACAUCUAAAAUAAAAAAUAUUUUACUCAUAUCAUC
This is a messenger RNA of Eupeodes corollae, 1428 nucleotides long. RefSeq names its product aminoacylase-1-like. The coding region runs from base 93 to 1301 and encodes 402 amino acids. Gene Ontology annotation, molecular function: aminoacylase activity. The transcript is spliced from 7 exons. Gene Ontology annotation, biological process: amino acid metabolic process. The record is from RefSeq and is a predicted model, not a curated record. NCBI's taxonomy places the organism in Eukaryota, Metazoa, Arthropoda, Insecta, Diptera, Syrphidae. Gene Ontology annotation, cellular component: cytoplasm.